AUGGAAGCUUACUUUGCAUCAGCGAAGCUUUCUGGAUUUUCAGCGCUUUCCCAAUGGGGCUUUUCUGAUAUUACCGACUCGCUUGGGUUGCUAGUCAAUCAGCUAGGAAUUCAGUACUUAUCCAAUGAUAUUCACAAAAAAGUGUUUCCCAAGAAUCCUCCCAAUGCAUAUCAAACCGACAAAAACCCAGAGCUUCUCAAAUUGACGAAAGAGCAUCUCCAGCACAACCACCUCCUAGGCAAGAAAACCAACAUCUCCGAGCCCAUCACGAUACCCAAUUUGCCCGAUCUCGUAGGAAAGAACACCUUGGACGAGCAUUUCACCAGAAUCGGCUAUGAAGCUGCACAACCUUACCUAGACAUGGCUGAACGGUUCUUCAGUUCCGAUCUAAAACUACCGAAGCAACCAAACAAGUGGGAGUUCCAAAGCGGCUGGUUCCGCUACGCUCCUGGUAAGAAGCCGGAAAAGGUGGAUUUCCCACUCGAAAAAGAAUUGGUUUUUGACGUCGAGGUCAUGUACAAAGCAUCGCCUUAUGCUGUCCUCUGUACGGCAGUGUCACCCGAGGCAUGGUACGGCUGGGUGUCUCCCGUACUCACAGGUGAGUCAAAAAACUGGAAUCAGCUUAUACCCUUCAACACUCAGAUCGACGAGAAGCUUCUCAUCGGCUACAAUGUCAGUUAUGAUAGAGCACGUAUUCUUGAGGAAUACAACAUAAAGGAGUCAAAAGCCUUCUUCCUAGACGGAAUGGCACUCCACAUUGCAUUGAGUGGAAUCUGCUCCCAACAGCGACCCGCAUGGGUAAAACACAAGAAGCAUAAAGUUGCAUUAGAAGAGACGGGAACCGAAGACACAGACCUGGGAGCUGCAGAUACUGAAUCAGAUUUCUCCUUGACAGACCUUGCACGAGAAUUAACAGAAGACCCUUGGCUCAAUAAAGGCGCCACCAAUUCGUUGGCCAAUGUCGCAGAAUUUCACUGUGGUAUAAAACUUGCCAAAGACAUAAGAGACACUUUUGCUACGGAGGAUAAAUCUGAUGUGGUGGAUAACUUCCAAGGACUAAUGGACUACUGUGCCCUGGAUGUCACUGCUACUUAUCAAGUAACGAAGAAAUUGUUCCCCCAGUUUAGGGAAAGAAACCCCCAUCCAGUCUCAUUCGCUGCCCUCAAAAGUCUUGGAAAGCUCUUUUUGCCAACAACACGCAAAUGGGACCAAUACCUUGAAAGCGCAGAAGCUGUAUAUCAGCAAAAUCGUGACGAAGUCGGCACUAUUCUACAAGACCGCGCCAACGAACUAAUUCGCUACAUCACUGAGAAGAACGAUGCACUCAAACCGGAUAUCGAGAACGAUCCCUGGCUUAAACAGCUCAAUUGGACGAUCAAAGAACAACGACUCCGUAAGGAUGGAACUCCCACCGCCAAACAGGCUUACUUAACGGGUUACCCUGAGUGGUACAGAGAGUUGUUCAAGACAAGUUCCGACAAUGGAGACAAGGGCAGGGAGAUGAACAUCACUGUACGGACACGGAUCACACCAUUGCUCCUACGUCUCAAGUGGGAGGGCUAUCCCUUGAUCUGGACAGACUCCAGUGGUUGGUGCUUCAAAGUGCCAUACGAAGAUGAGAUUGUUGAUGCUAUGCUCGCAAAGAAUUACACAAAAGCUCGCUUGACUAAUGAGGAAUUUGAGGCCAUGCUACCCGAGUUGCGUGAUAAUGGCGUUUACGAGUUGUUCAAGGUUCCACAUCCCGAGGGUGCCAGAAGACGCUGCACAAUCAUUAUGUCCAAAAGCUAUCUAAGGUACUUUGAUAGCGGGGUUCUCACCUCGGAGUACGACUAUGCUACCAAAAUUCUCAGUUUGAAUGCCACCGCAUCUUACUGGACUGGUAAUAGAGCACGUAUUUCCGAGCAAUUCGUCGUGUACUCCGAUACUCAAGGAAAGGAGAACAGCUUCUUCAAGACUAAGAAGGAUCGUUCCGCACAUUCUGAUAUGGGAAUGAUAAUUCCAAAGCUUUGUACUAUGGGAACUAUCACAAGACGUGCGACAGAAAACACUUGGUUGACCGCAUCCAAUAGUAAAGCAACUCGAAUUGGGUCGGAGCUCAAGGCAAUGAUUGAGGCUCCUAAGGGCUACGCAUUCGUCGGCGCUGAUGUGGAUUCUGAAGAGCUUUGGAUUGCAUCGUUGAUUGGUGACUCAAUGUUUCGUAUUCAUGGCGGCACAUCUUUAGGCUGGAUGACUUUGGAAGGCGAUAAGUCUGAGAAAACUGAUUUACAUUCCAAAACUGCUGAGAUCAUGGGAAUUCUGCGAAACGAUGCGAAAAUCUUCAACUACGGAAGAAUUUACGGUGCUGGUGUCAAGUUUGCAACUCGCCUCUUGAAGCAGUGUAAUGCAAGCUUGUCAGAUGACGAAGCUCAAAAGCUUGCAGUGGCUUUGUAUGACCAGACCAAGGGCCAAAGUUGUAACUCUAAGAUUUUUGGCCGCCGUGUGUAUCACGGUGGAACAGAAUCUGUGAUGUUUAACGCCCUUGAGGCUAUCGCAUAUCAAGAUCGUCCUCAAACGCCUGUUCUCGGUGCUUCCAUCACAGAUGCAUUGACUCAAAAGUAUCUCAACAAGAAUAAUUACUUGACAUCGAGAAUCAACUGGACUAUUCAAAGCAGUGGCGUGGACUACUUGCACUUGCUUGUCAUAUCGAUGGAGUAUCUCCUCAAAAGGUACAAAGUCGAUGCCCGGCUCAUGAUCACAGUGCACGAUGAAGUGAGGUAUAUGGCGAAGGAGGAGGAUUCAUUGAAAUGUGCACUUCUUCUACAGAUCUCGAAUCUCUGGACCCGUGCAAUGUUCUGUGAGCAGCUAAGAAUUCUCGAGCUUCCACAAUCCUGUGCUUUUUUUUCCGAAGUUGAUAUUGAUCAUGUUUUGAGGAAAGAGGUUCUGCUUGAUUGCGUGACACCAUCACAUCCAGAUCCUAUCCCCGCUGGCAACUCCUACGACAUGGUAUCUCUCAUGAAAGCCCUUGAUGCGAAAGACGUACUCAAAACUAAGAGCAGUGCCUCCAAAACGGCAUCAAGUGUCGCCUUUUCGCCUCGCUUACCUGUGAUUAGUUCGCUUCAAGCUGACUGUUCAGAGAAGAUGCAGAUUGAAAGAUUGAGACUCCAAAAUUCCACGGAUAAGGACGACUGGAAGCUAAAUGUGAUGCUUUACAGCCAGGCAGAGAAAGAGGAGAGGAGAGCUAUCGCCAAACCUGCUCGUAAAUCUCCCGCCACGAAGAAUGUUCGGAAAAGAAAAGCAGAGGAAGAGCCAGACUUGGUCAAGGAUGGUAAUGCAUCUCUCUUGGAAGAGGUCAAAAGUACUGCUGAUGUACCCAAGACAAAACCACGGGCCGCAUCCAAAGUCAGAAAAGAAACUCGCAAACCAAACUGGACCAUGGAAACUCAAAAUAGCUCAUCGGCAAAGAGUGAUGAGCGGACCAAACUGGCUUUUCCUAUUCCACAAACUGCGAAUACUACCAGGGCGAGGUUCACAUCCACUCCGCAAUAUGUUCCAUCAUCGUUUUAUUCCACUGUCAACGGCGCCUGGGGCGGCCGAACAGUGAGCAGGUCCACUACCGGAAAGAAACGGGGACAACUUUUGAACUUUACUAAAUUCAACACAGUGCCUAGAAAGCAGAAUUUUGCAGCCACUCAGAGAAGACUCCACAUGAGGGCCUACUGGCCCAAGAUUGACGACCACAACUUUGAGCGACCGAGAAUGCUUCGCCACGAGAUAGAGCAAAGAAUCAAGCCCAAACGGCAGAAGGAGAUUUUCCGACGACAUCACUCACCUUGA
Molecule: messenger RNA, 3813 nt
Organism: Candidozyma duobushaemuli
Lineage: Eukaryota; Fungi; Ascomycota; Pichiomycetes; Serinales; Metschnikowiaceae
Product: DNA-directed DNA polymerase gamma
Exons: 2
Coding region: 1-3813 (1270 amino acids)
Biological process (GO): mitochondrial DNA replication
Cellular component (GO): mitochondrion; gamma DNA polymerase complex
Molecular function (GO): DNA binding; 3'-5' exonuclease activity; DNA-directed DNA polymerase activity
Source: RefSeq, a predicted model, not a curated record